This is a messenger RNA of Manihot esculenta (cassava), 1394 nucleotides long. Its product is annotated as bark storage protein A. Gene Ontology annotation, molecular function: catalytic activity. NCBI's taxonomy places the organism in Eukaryota, Viridiplantae, Streptophyta, Magnoliopsida, Malpighiales, Euphorbiaceae. Gene Ontology annotation, biological process: nucleoside metabolic process. The coding region runs from base 222 to 1274 and encodes 350 amino acids. The transcript is spliced from 5 exons. The record is from RefSeq and is a predicted model, not a curated record.
GGCAUACUCACAGAAUUCCAUGUUUUGAAUUUUGUAUUCUUCCUUGACAGUGUGCAAAUUGCAAACCACUACCUAUUGUAUUGAAUCUUCAACCUCACCAGCAUUCUUCAUUACGCAUCUUAUAAAUCUCCACUGCCUAACGCCACCACCUCAGCGUAUACUUCUUCUUCUUAUUAUUAUUGUUAUUUAUUUUUUGGGUUGAAGGUCGAGAGAGAGAGACAAUGAUUAGAAAGGUGUUGAUGGUGUUUCUUGUGGUUUGGAUGGUGGGAUUUGGUUGUUGCAUUGAUAGAGCUUGUGGAGCAGUUUCUGAAUUUAGCAUUAAAAAGAUUGGUAGAGUCAAUGAAGAGGGUCCGUACUUAGGUAUUGUUGUGGCUAAUGCAUUUGAGAUGAACCCUCUUCUUCAAUCUCCAAGUUUUGUACCCAAUCCUAAGCUUCCUUACUUGGACUUCUCUGGGAAAAGAUUUAGGAUAGGGAAGGUGGAAAAUGUGAAGGUUAUAAUUGUGAUGACUGGAUUAAGCAUGCUAAAUGCUGGCGUAACCACACAAUUACUGCUAAGUCUGUUCAAGGUGAGUGGUGUUGUCCACUAUGGAAUUGCAGGAAACGCAAAUCCUUCACUGCAAAUCGGAGAUGUAACCAUCCCUCAAUACUGGGCUCACACUGGCCUCUGGAGUUGGCAGAGGUAUGGAGACGAGCCUAAUGACGAGCUUCCAUUAGAAUCUAAUGGAGACUACACCAGGAAAAUUGGGUUUCUUCAAUUUUCUGAUUACAACAACAAAACUGAUGCAGAAAAUGGGAAACCAGUCGGCAACCUUUUAAACAGAGUCUGGUUCCAACCAGAGGAGACUUUUCCGGUAAAUGGAACUCCUGAACUUAGGCAGCACUCCUUCUGGGUUCCUGUAGACAAGCAUUACUUCAAAGUUGCAAAGAAAGUUCAGGAUUUGAAGUUAGGAGGAUGCGUGAAUUCGACUUGCUUACCAAGAACACCAAUGGUGGUGAGAGUUAAAAGGGGCAUUAGUGCUAAUGUUUUCGUGGACAACAGUGCCUAUAGAGAGUUCCUCAACUCCAAAUUCAAUGCAACGCCAAUUGACAUGGAGAGUGCAGCAGUAGCCUUGGUCUGUAGCCAGCAGCUGAAGCCUUUUAUUGCUAUCAGAGCUCUGUCGGAUUUAGCAGGUGGGGGCUCUGCUCUUUCCAAUGAAGCUGCCAUCUUCUCCUCCUUGGCUGCUCAAAAUGCUGUCAAUGCUUUGAUUAGAUUCAUUUCCUUGUUGUCCGCUUAAUUGUGUACUAUUAUACUCAACUGCUAAUUUGAUACUUUUGCAAAUAAAUUAAGAUUUCAAUAAGAGAAGAAUGAGAAAAAAAAAAGUUAAAUUAAUAAUAUUAAUUGCUGUGUGUGAAAA